Molecule: messenger RNA, 1077 nt
Organism: Jaculus jaculus (lesser Egyptian jerboa)
Lineage: Eukaryota; Metazoa; Chordata; Mammalia; Rodentia; Dipodidae
Gene: Hmx3
Product: H6 family homeobox 3
Exons: 2
Coding region: 1-1077 (358 amino acids)
Biological process (GO): regulation of transcription by RNA polymerase II
Cellular component (GO): nucleus
Molecular function (GO): DNA-binding transcription factor activity, RNA polymerase II-specific; RNA polymerase II transcription regulatory region sequence-specific DNA binding
Source: RefSeq, a predicted model, not a curated record
AUGCCGGAGCCCGGGCCCGACGCCUCGGGCACCGCCAGCGCACCGCCCCCGCAGCCGCCGCCCCAGCCUCCGGCGCCCAAGGAAUCCCCGUUCUCCAUCAAGAACCUGCUCAACGGAGAUCACCACCGGCCGCCCCCUAAGCCCCAGCCGCCCCCACGGACGCUCUUCGCUCCGGCCUCGGCCGCCGCCGCUGCCGCCGCCGCCGCCGCCGCCGCGGCAGCCAAGGGGGCCCUGGAGGGCGCCGCGGGCUUCGCGCUCUCGCAGGUGGGCGACCUGGCUUUCCCCCGCUUUGAGAUCCCAGCGCAGAGGUUUGCCCUGCCAGCGCACUACCUGGAACGCUCCCCGGCCUGGUGGUACCCCUACACCCUGACCCCCGCCGGCGGCCACCUCCCUCGACCUGAAGCCUCGGAGAAGGCGCUCCUGCGAGACUCCUCCCCCGCCUCGGGCACCGACCGCGACUCGCCGGAGCCGCUGCUCAAGGCCGAGCCCGACCCCAAGGAGCUGGACUCCAAGAGCCCGGACGAGAUCAUCCUGGAAGAGAGCGACUCGGAGGAAGGCAAGAAGGACGGCGAGCCGGCGGCGGGCGCGGCCGGGGCGGCCGUGGGCACGGCGGCGACGACGCCGGGCACCGAGGACUGGAAGAAGGGCGCCGAGAGUCCCGACAAGAAGCCCGCGUGCCGCAAGAAGAAGACGCGCACGGUGUUCUCGCGCAGCCAGGUCUUCCAGCUCGAGUCCACCUUCGACAUGAAGCGCUACCUGAGCAGCUCGGAGCGCGCGGGCCUGGCCGCGUCGCUGCACCUCACCGAGACGCAGGUCAAGAUCUGGUUCCAGAACCGCCGCAACAAGUGGAAGCGGCAGCUGGCCGCCGAGCUGGAGGCCGCCAACCUGAGCCACGCGGCGGCGCAGCGCAUCGUGCGCGUGCCCAUCCUCUACCACGAGAACUCGGCGGCCGAGGGCGCGGCGGCGGCGGCCGCCGGGGCCCCGGUGCCCGUCAGCCAGCCGCUGCUCACCUUCCCGCACCCUGUCUACUACUCGCACCCCGUGGUCUCCUCCGUGCCGCUCCUACGGCCGGUCUGA